Messenger RNA from Kuraishia capsulata CBS 1993, 1338 nucleotides. RefSeq lists its product as uncharacterized. Bases 1 to 1338 code for a protein of 445 amino acids. The record is from RefSeq and is a predicted model, not a curated record. The transcript has a single exon. Lineage: Eukaryota; Fungi; Ascomycota; Pichiomycetes; Pichiales; Pichiaceae.
AUGAAGUGUCUUAGAAUUGCACCUGUGAUAGCAUUUGCCUCCCGCGCUCUCGCUGCUUCCUCCUAUGGACCUGGUUUUUACUGGAACUCCUCCAGCACAAGCUGCGUGAUUGACUCUACAACCACUCACACCUCCACGAGCACGCUCUACUACACCUACGACGACGUGUAUGCGGACCCAACCUACACCGACUCUGUUGGUAUCGAUGCCACCACCACCGAAUACGUGACUCUAACUGAGACACUCAGCUCAUGUGGCUACUCCAAUGGAACUUCCUCAUGCUCUACUUGGACCACCAAAGAACUUGAAUACUCUUACGAGACAACUGUGAGUGGUCACGUGACUCUUAUUACAUCGGUUGUGCCCUUCCCAACUUCCACUGCUGACCCCACAACCACUGUCACCAAUGGACAAACCGUGUACUUGACUCUCACCGACUGCGACGAUCCAGACUCGUGUUCGACCUGGACGACCUCGGAAGUUGUCAGUGUGUACACUACCUCCAAGAAUGGUCAUUUGACCACCAUCACGAGCGACGUGCCCCUGUCCACAGCCACAGCCACGGACCACCACGUCAAAGACACCACCAGCUCAGAUGUUACACUAGACGUUUACGUGACUGAAACCCUGACUACGAGCUCGUGCGAUCUUUUCAACUCCACUGGAACAAUUUCCUCGAUUGACGACCCCGUCGCGGUGACCUCAACUGUCGACCCUACUUCGUUCGUCACUGUCACCUUGACCAAGUGUGGAGCAAAGGGCAAGUGUACUACGUGGACCACAGAAAAAGCGGUUUCUGCAUCUACCAUCACCGGUGCUGCCAGUGAAGUCGUCUACACAAGCGUUGUGCCCAAUCCCUCCAAAUCUGCUGAUUCUUCCAUCGGCGAUUCGACCGUCACGGUCACCGAGACAGAGGUUUACGGCCCAUCACUGACAACCCUUACCAUCAGAUCCUGCAGUGACAAUAAGUGUCAUCUCGAGACCUCGACGAGAAGUCUCACGACCGCUACCACCACUUCGGACGGAACCGUUACUGUCUAUACGACGUAUUGCCCAUAUUCGGCCAGUACCGUUCCAGUGGUGUCUCCUGCGACCGUUUCACAAAUCAUUGAGGGAACUCCUAGCGUGACUUCCAAGGUGUUCACUUCCAUCAUCUCGGACGUACCAGUGGUGCUGACUACCUACUCCACAGUUUCGUCUUCCAUCAGUACUGUGUUCACGUCGGCCCACAACUCCACCACAGUUCCUGCACUACAGACCGCUGAGAACGCAGCCGGUGCCCUGAGACUCACUUCCGGGGUCUUUGGAUUGAUUUUCGGCCUGGUGCUCGUGAUAUAG